AUGGUUGACCCGAAUAUCAGUUUCAGCGUCGAGGUGCACGAUGCAAGAAGCACGGACGUGUGCACGAAACGUCCUGCCUGCGUCCUGCGCACUAUUGCCGGAAGCAGCACUGCGUACAAUAUUUCGAAUUUCCGCGAGGUGCCUGAAGUCGUUUCACCCUUCGCCGACAUUGAUGUCAAGUCGCCCGCCGGCACUAUGCAGGGUAACGAGGCCAUCUUUCCCCGGAGCACCUUGCUCACUCCGUCGAGCUCGCCGAAUGCGGACGAAACAAUGCGCCGUAACUGGCGUACGCGUCGUUCCCGGCAGCCGCCUGUCGAGCACCCGUCUGCGCUCACCACUUCGCUCACGCCCUUCAGUAACCCGUCAUUUGAUGGCGUCGACCGAGAAAACCCCUUCGACUUCGAGAUCCGCCCGCCGCCCCUCUCCGUCAGGUGCCGUCUGACGAGCGAGACCAUAAGUAGCCCGCGCGCGAUGAUGCUGACGCUGAGUCGAACGAUCUCUGACCCUGAAUCCAUCCCCGGGAUCAAGGCGCAUGCGCACGAGGGUGAAGACAGGACGAGCAUCGUUCACCGGUGCUGGAAUUCUGUGGACCUACAAUGCUGA
Fomitopsis serialis is the source of this 603-nucleotide messenger RNA. RefSeq lists its product as uncharacterized. NCBI's taxonomy places the organism in Eukaryota, Fungi, Basidiomycota, Agaricomycetes, Polyporales, Fomitopsidaceae. The record is from RefSeq and is a predicted model, not a curated record. The coding region runs from base 1 to 603 and encodes 200 amino acids. The transcript is spliced from 3 exons.